Paramacrobiotus metropolitanus is the source of this 1739-nucleotide messenger RNA. RefSeq names its product ankyrin-3-like. Lineage: Eukaryota; Metazoa; Tardigrada; Eutardigrada; Parachela; Macrobiotidae. Bases 149 to 1528 code for a protein of 459 amino acids. The transcript has 6 exons. The record is from RefSeq and is a predicted model, not a curated record.
UAGCCAAUUUACAGUUUGCGAUGGGCAACGACGGCGUUAUCGGCACAGAUAAUGUUUGCAUGCCGGUGCAGUCUUCGCAGUUUUUAUCGUCGAUUAUUCCACAGAUUUCCGACCUUCGGCGUUGUGCUAAUAUUUUGCUUGCGUCUUUAUGUCAACCAAAGCCUGCUCCGCAAUACAGCUGCAUUUUGCCAGUGAUUUUUUGUUUCAAAUGGCGAAUAAGCGACUGGAGGUAGUUCUUCCCGCCAGGAAUAUACCGAACGGUAUCCGACCACAAUGUGCAUUUGUGGAAGAUCACAGCGUUGUACCACCGCCAUUGCUUGAAGGCGAUGGAUUAGCUUGUAAUAUAAUCGCGCUGCCGCCAACAGAUGCAACAAUUCCUGGACCGAUUAUGAUCGAGGUGCCUUAUUCCGCUUCGCUGCGGGCUUUGGAGCGAGAAUUGAUAAUCUGGCGAAAAGAACAGGAUGGACAAUGGACAGUGCACGAAAAUAUCGGCAGUAAAAUCGCUUCCACGGAUUCUGCAACAUUUGUAAAUCCAAAUGAAAAAAUUUUACGAAUAACGACAGCCAGUCUGCCGCGUUACUUUGCGAUUGUUUCCCGCAUUCGACAGGAUUUAGCCACAAUUGACCCGGCUGGCGGUAUAAUACCAUCCACUGCCGUACCUGCCGCUAACGUUUUAUUUCCGGUAAAGGCAGUGAAAGAUGUAUCCGAUAUGGCAGUCCAGUAUCAUCAGAUUGCUCCCGAAACGGCUAGUCAUUUCCUGGGCGGACAGCACGCAGCGUGCUGCAUCGUGACCAUUGAGCCACGGCGGAUGAAAUUCGACAAACCCAUCAAAAUCACCGUACCGGUUCCGAAGGGUUUCGUGAAGCGCUCCCAGACAGAAUACUACUGCAAUCCAACCCAUUACCGGUUAUACUGUAGUGUGGCGGCGGAGCAUAAGCAGUCCCAGUGGGAAGAUGUUACCUGGUGCAACAAUCUGGUCAGCAUCGAUAACGCGACCAUUCAGUUUGUUACCAUUUUGUCGGCGCGCUACUGGCUCAUAGACUGUGGUCAGGAGAUUCAGAAACGGGCGCAUGAGGAAAUCAACCUUCUGCGGGAUGUACGCCUUCUGUACAAGGAAGCCUGCGCGGUGCCGUAUUGGGUACGAUUUGCGGUGGGAGUGCGUAGCUUGGGUAAACGAUUUGCCGCGAUACAUGUCGCGAUUGUUAUGGAUGAUGGGUGUGAUAUGAAAAAAGCGUUGUUGCCCAAUGACGGAACGUUCCGUGAAAUUUGCCGAAGCGGAUCAAUGGAGUUAACUGAAGCCGACCAAAUAUCCAUCGAAGUGGACGGAAAUCUCCACCUUGUUACGAAAGAGGAAAAGCAAACGCGGCUGAUUUUUCUUCCUUUACGCAACAAUAUAAUACGGGGAUUAUUAAAAGUCCACGAUCCCGAAGAAACACGCGAAGGCCGUUUGCGCAUACUCAAAGACGUUAGAUCCAGACAUAACGAAGGAACAAAGCAGUUUCUAUAUUCAAGCAGUAUUCGGGUCUAGUUUUUCCCAGAUUUUCGAAUAUUUUCACAAAUUCUCAAGAGAUGUGAUUCUUUAUGCUGUAUUAUGCAAUCGCAAGGGGGCUAGCAACAGUUCAUGACUACUAGAGGUAGAUUCGUAUUCACAUUCCAUAAUCCAUAUCCUACAGCUGAUUUACUUGUUUACAAAUCAACAUUUUAAAAAUCCGGCCAUAUCGCUAAAUAAACCGUUGUUC